AUGAAGCUCCUCGUCUCUCUGUCCCUCCUGGCCUCGGCCGCCGUGACGGUUCUUGCAAAGGAUGAGCUUGGAAUCAAAGUCACCCAGGCCGUCAACUGCGAACGCAAGACAAAGUCCGUUUCCGGCCCCGAAGUUCCCCAGCAGCAGAUUGAAGACGUGAAGGGCGACACUGUGCACAUGCACUACAGGGGCACACUCGAGUCCACUGGCGACCAGUUCGAUGCCAGCUACGAUCGGGGCACUCCCUUAUCCUUCGCGCUUGGAACCGGCCAAGUGAUCAAGGGUUGGGAUCAGGGAUUGUUGGACAUGUGCAUUGGCGAGAAGAGGACAUUGACCAUCCCGCCCUCGCUGGGCUACGGUGACAGGGGCAUUGGUCCCAUUCCGGGCAAGGCAACACUCAUCUUUGAAACCGAACUCGUCUCGAUUGAUGGCGUUGAGAAGCCUGAGAAGAUUGACUACGUCAGCAAGGCCGAGGAGGCCGCAUCAAAGGCGACUGAGAAGGUUGCCGACAAGGUUGCCGACAAGAUCAAGGAGGCUGCGGAGGUGGUCAAGACUGUCGUCGCUGACUCUGAUGACGCUGGCCAGGAGCACAACGAACUCUAG
This is a messenger RNA of Pyricularia pennisetigena, 603 nucleotides long. RefSeq lists its product as uncharacterized. Gene Ontology annotation, molecular function: peptidyl-prolyl cis-trans isomerase activity. The record is from RefSeq and is a predicted model, not a curated record. Bases 1 to 603 code for a protein of 200 amino acids. NCBI's taxonomy places the organism in Eukaryota, Fungi, Ascomycota, Sordariomycetes, Magnaporthales, Pyriculariaceae. Gene Ontology annotation, biological process: protein peptidyl-prolyl isomerization. The transcript has 6 exons.